UACAUAUGUAUAUAGCGCACAUAGCUCAGGCUGGCAUAUUGCUUCUUGUGGCUUUACGUGUGCCAACAAAUCGCUCGAGCGUAUUGUUGUCAAAUUAGUUGAACCUUAUUCAUAAAUACAACGAGCAUAAAUCACAAGCAAAUACGUAUUAUGGAAAAAAGUGAAAAGUGUAUAAAACAAUGUCAUAAUCGGACUAAAGUGUCAAACUCAAAAAUCAUUUCCGACAAUUCAAUUUUGCGGAUGCCGCGUGUGAAAGAUGGAAAAUCAAUUGCACGGGCUAAAUUUUGUGCUACAUUGGAAUAUCCAAAAACAACAAAAAGCAUCUAUCUUGCUUUCAUAAUUGUUAUACUUGCCUUUGCAAAUUGUAUAAAUUUGGGCCUCGGCUCUUAUGCAAAUGAUGUUAAUGGCGAUGUUCCACCAUUAGACUCAUUGAAUAUAAUCCAUUCUCUGCGGGCAGACAACAAUCAUAAUAAAUCCAACUCGGAUACCAUAUUGACGGAAUUUCAGUUGUCCAAAACAAAAACAAGAGUACAACGUCAGGCUGAGGAUGUAGUUCGAAUUAUUGGAAUGCGUUUGGAAGACGCUAGCUCCGAAUCGAAUGAUGGCAUACCGGGUGUAUUAUGUGACAAAGAACAAACAAUUCGCAUUUUCGGCGUUGGCUUAAAGAAUAACACAGUGAUUGCUUUUACAAAAGAGGAGAAUAAAUAUCAGGGAGCAUGUCAACAGCCAGUAACAGAUAUCUUUAAGCCAAGUAAUGUAUCGCUUGAUGGAACCACAGCCACAUAUAAUAUAAAGAUUCCAUAUUCCGAGGGUGUUCUUUACAUCUGUGCAAAGAUUGAUGAAGGUGUCAGUCAUGGCCCCGCAGCAAAAACGAAACCACUGGAACAUCAAGGCAAUGCCAAAUGGUUGAAAAUCGAAACAUUUAAACCAUUGUUGCCUACUUGGAUGGCCAUUAUUGUCAUUGUGACAUGUUUAGCCUUUUCGGCCCUGUUCUCUGGACUCAAUUUGGGCCUUAUGUCCAUGGAUCGUACCGAAUUAAAAAUUCUGCGUAAUACUGGCACGGAAAAAGAAAGAAAUUAUGCCGCGAAAAUUGCACCCGUCAGAGAUCAAGGUAAUUAUCUGUUGUGCAGUAUUCUCUUGGGUAAUGUGUUGGUUAACUCCACCUUUACCAUUCUGCUGGAUGGUCUGACCUCUGGACUCUUUGCUGUCAUAUUUUCCACACUGGCGAUUGUGCUUUUUGGUGAAAUCACACCUCAGGCUGUGUGUUCAAGACACGGCUUGGCAAUUGGAGCCAAAACCAUUAUGAUAACCAAAACCGUAAUGUGCAUAACAGCUCCAUUGUCGUACCCGAUCUCUCGCGUUCUAGACUGGUGUCUGGGUGAAGAGAUUGGCAAUGUGUUCAAUCGCGAGCGCCUAAAGGAACUUGUUCGUGUGACGAACGAUGUGAAUGAUUUGGAUAAGAAUGAAGUGAAUAUUAUAUCCGGUGCUUUGGAGUUACGUAAAAAGACAGUUGCUGAAAUUAUGACGCCCAUUAAUGAUGCCUACAUGUUGUCAUUGGAUGCUGUGCUGGACUUUGAAACUGUGUCCGAUAUUAUGAAUUCGGGUUACUCUCGCAUUCCGGUAUACGAUGGAGAUAGAAAGAAUAUUGUUACCCUGCUGUACAUUAAGGAUUUGGCAUUCGUUGAUACUGAUGAUAAUACUCCGUUGAAGACACUGUGUGAAUUCUACCAGAAUCCAGUUCAUUUCGUUUUCGAGGACUACACAUUGGAUAUUAUGUUUAAUCAGUUUAAGGAAGGUACUAUUGGUCACAUAGCAUUCGUUCAUCGGGUCAACAGUGAAGGCGAUGGCGAUCCGUUCUAUGAAACCGUUGGCCUUGUUACACUGGAGGAUGUCAUUGAGGAGCUCAUUCAGGCCGAGAUUGUGGAUGAGACUGAUGUAUUUAUCGAUAAUCGUACAAAGACGCGUCGUAAUCGUUAUAAGAAGGCCGACUUUUCAGCAUUCGCUGAAAAGCGCGAGGCUCAAUCCGUGCGAAUUUCCCCUCAAUUGACUCUGGCAACAUUCCAGUAUCUAAGUACAGCUGUUGAUGCGUUCAAGAAAGACAUUAUUUCUGAACCAAUCUUGCGGCGCUUACUUAAUCAAGAUGUUUUCCACAAUAUUAAAAUUAAGGGCAAAAACAAGGAUGAUCCCAAUCUUUUUAUAUUUACGGAAGGAAAAGCCGUUGACUUCUUUGUACUUAUCCUAGAGGGUCGCGUCGAAGUGACAAUUGGCAAAGAAGGUCUGCUCUUUGAUAGUGGACCAUUUACUUAUUUCGGAACACAGGCAUUAGUACAAAAUGUGGUUAUGGAUUCGCCUAGCCAGAUGGGAUCACUGCAGUCUUUGAAUAUGGACUCGAAAGUACGACAAACUUUCGUUCCUGAUUACUCUGUACGGGCUUCGACCGAUGUGAUAUAUAUUGCCAUUAAACGUAGUUUAUACCUGACUGCUAAGAAAGCCACUUUAUUAGAGAAGAGUCGCAAGUCCGGCACUUUCUCAAGCGAAACAUUCGACGAUGAAGUUGAACGUCUGCUGCAUUCGAUAACGGAGGAUGAGAAGCCUCGUUACCUAACGGCCAGUCAAAGUACAAGACGUUUAUCGAAGCCCAACCGGAGUGUUACAUCGUCGCCAACGAACAACGAUUUAUCCCAUGAUGAUAGGAGUAAAAAUAGUGACAGUGUCCAUCGCCAACGUAUUGGGUUAGAGCAUACGGAAGAUGCAUCAUUGAGCAGUUUGGUUACAUCGGAAGUGGCAGGUGAUCUUCAAAAUGGAGAUAAUGACCGCGAUGGAACAGCGGCGUCCACACCGCUUUUGCCAAAGAUGGACGAAAUUAACGACUCCAAGCAAAAUAAGCCUAAAUAACGACAGUCCUCGGAGUAACCUUUAAUGAUAAGACCCUAGUUGCCGCAAACUACGAUUAUAUUUUCUCCUUAAGAAUCACUCACAAUUGUUCUGUUCGUUGCGUAAUUUCCUUAAAUAAUUCUUAUUCUUUUUUUGUUGAUAUUAUUGUUUCCAUUUUCUAUUUCCGCUUGAUAUGUGAAUAGAAUUUAGCGAGUUUAAUUUCGUAACAAAUGAUUAAUUAUCAGAUUAGAGAUCGUUCGUAUCCUGAAAUUACACAUUACACACAUAUAUUACCUCAUAAAAUACGUACUUAAGAAGAGAAAUUAAACACCACUGCUUGCAAUCCCCUCCCAUAUUUCUACUUCCAAUAAAUAAUAAUGAAUAAUUGUAAAUUAAAAUGCAUGAGAUCGCACUGCAUUAGUUAGAUUUUUGUUGUUAAAUUUGUUUAUUGCUCAGUAUACAUACAUGUUUAAUAGUUUAGUUAAAAGUCAGUCUGAAGAAAAUGUUAUUAUAGUGAAAAAUAAUAAUACACUUUACAAAUUUUGCACAAGUUUUUUGUUUUGUCUCUUGUUUUCUAUCUCUAAUAUCCCCACAUUAUGUAGCAUAACUCUUUAACUGUAUUAACUGAGAGGUUUAAGUCUUCUCUUUUGUUGUUCAUUUCACUAAAGGCGUUAAUUAGUAGUUUAUAGUAUCUUCAAAAUGAAAAUACACACAUAUACACCCAUGUUAACUUUGAAAUAAAUUGAGACCUAACAAACGUUUAUUGAUUUUAACGUGUCCAUCGCAUUUGUGAGUGACGCUAGGUAAUUGUUCCGACCAGCGUUGGCAUUAGGUAAUUUGUAUUGAUUCUUUCAAAGAACCUAUAUAUGAAACAUGUGCUUGCAAUAAAUUAAAAAUUUUAUAGAAUUCAUAUAUAUAUAUAUAUAUUUACUAUUAAAAUAUAAAAAAAUUAAUGUCACUAGAGCUACUUUGUUACUUCCUUAUAUUUACAAUAUAUAUAUUCAUAUAUAAAAUGUACAAGAUUUGUAAAAAUA
This is a messenger RNA of Drosophila innubila, 3908 nucleotides long. It is a transcript of the gene uex, whose product is annotated as metal transporter CNNM4. The transcript has 8 exons. The record is from RefSeq and is a predicted model, not a curated record. NCBI's taxonomy places the organism in Eukaryota, Metazoa, Arthropoda, Insecta, Diptera, Drosophilidae. Gene Ontology annotation, cellular component: plasma membrane. Gene Ontology annotation, biological process: transport; magnesium ion homeostasis. Gene Ontology annotation, molecular function: transmembrane transporter activity. The coding region runs from base 151 to 2895 and encodes 914 amino acids.